CAUGGCUCCGCUGCCCAAUGACUCCUGGCACAACGACUCCGCCCUGAUCUUCACCGGCCUGGACCUGCUCCUGGAGCUGAAGCCGCUCUUCAUCCCGCUCUAUGCCACGCUGGUGGCGGUGGCGUGCAUCGGGAACCUCUUCCUCAUCCUCCUCAUCGCCCUCACCAAGAAGCUGCACUGCACCACCAACUUCCUGAUCGGGAACCUGGCGGUGGCCGACUUCAUCAUGUGCCUGGCCUGCGUCCCUCUCACAGUAUCCUAUGCCUUCGAGGAGCGAGGCUGGCUCUUUGGCAUGUUCAUGUGCCACUUUGUCACCCUGCUGCAGGCCGCCACCGUCUUCGUGUCGGUGCUGUCCCUCACGGCCAUCGCCAUCGACCGCUACGUGGUGGUGGCGUACCCGAUCCGCAGGCGGAUCAGCCGCAGGGCCUGCGUCGGCCUCGUGGCCUGCAUUUGGCUGCUCUCCAUCGUGGCCUCUGUGCCCACCUCACUGCACACCCACUACUUGGACCUCAAUGCCAUCGGCCACGACAUGAUCAUCUGCGAGGAGUUCUGGAAGCACGAGGAGAGGGAGCGGCUGCUGUACUCAUGCCUGAUGCUGCUGCUCUCCUACAUGCUCCCGCUGCUGGCCGUGUCCAUCUCCUUCUGUGCCAUCACCCACCACCUGCACAGGAGGAACGUGCCAGGGGCCGCCCAUCCUUGCCGGGACAAGUGGACCAGGACCAAGCACAAGACCUUCCGGGUGCUCAUCAUUUCCGUGGUCUGCUUUGCCAUCUGCUGGCUGCCUCUGCAGGUGGUCAACUUCAUCCGGGACAUCGAUGAGGAGUUCACCAUCCUGGACAAGAGGUAUGUCAAUGUCAUCCAGGUCUCGUGCCACCUGAUCGCCAUGAGCUCUGCUUGCUACAACCCCUUCAUCUACGCCUCCCUCCACGACAAGUUCUGGUUCCACCUCAGCAGCUACUUCUACCGCAAGAAGCAGAGCUCCAGGACCAUGUCCUGCAAGGCUUCCCGCUUCAACACCUGCUCCACCCUGGCAGACGCUCCCACCGGGGCCUCGGACAAGAUAGCUUUGCAAUCCAGGUUACCUUAGCUGGA
Messenger RNA from Pseudopodoces humilis (Tibetan ground-tit), 1092 nucleotides. RefSeq names its product prolactin-releasing peptide receptor-like. Gene Ontology annotation, biological process: G protein-coupled receptor signaling pathway. Lineage: Eukaryota; Metazoa; Chordata; Aves; Passeriformes; Paridae. Gene Ontology annotation, cellular component: neuron projection; plasma membrane. Gene Ontology annotation, molecular function: neuropeptide Y receptor activity; neuropeptide binding. The record is from RefSeq and is a predicted model, not a curated record.